Messenger RNA from Alternaria alternata, 1616 nucleotides. RefSeq lists its product as hypothetical. The record is from RefSeq and is a predicted model, not a curated record. Bases 1 to 1173 code for a protein of 390 amino acids. Lineage: Eukaryota; Fungi; Ascomycota; Dothideomycetes; Pleosporales; Pleosporaceae. The transcript is spliced from 5 exons.
AUGGCGUGGAGCCCUGCUAAGUUCAUCGCCUUGUCGCUGGCACUAAUGUCCCUCGCUCUCGUCUCUGUGGCGUUGAGAUUUUGGGCGCAUACGAAAUCGGGAAACCGGGUCGGAGCCGAUGAUGCGCUUAUAAUUCCCGCUUUGAUCUGCAUUGUAGGAAUGGCGGUGACUGAGGUUAUCGGUUUGUGUGCAUACUAUCAGACGUCUGCCGUAACUGAAAAGCCUGUAGGUACAGAGUUUGGGGAGAUGGCGCAGCAUCAAACCAACAUAAUAGGGCCUGAUGGUCCAGUAUACACCAAGCAACUAGAGGCAAACUAUACCUUGCAACUCCUUGCCUUAGUUUCUCUGGGCUUCAGCAAGACGUCCGUCCUGUGCUUCUACCGUCGAGUCUUUUACGUGUAUCCGCGCUUCUUAUUCGUUAACAACAUCCUCAUCGUCGUCAUUGUGGCCUGGGCGGUGUCGUUGUUCUUUGUGAUUCUUCUCCAGUGCCGAGACCCCAGAACGCUCUGGACAACUUUCGAAUACGCUCGGGUCGAAUGUGUCGAGCCGCUGCCUUUUUACUACGCUGUUUCGAUCAGCGGGUUUAUCACAGAUAUCGCUAUCUUGGUCUCACCAAUCCCAGUCAUCUAUCAACUCCAGAUGCAUUGGAAGACCCGCACCGCGGCAGCACGUAUCCUCUUACUUGGUGCAGUGGUAUGCGGUGCCGGAAUCGCACGUUUCGUCACCUUCAUCGAGGUUGGCCGAAACGUCAUGUACAACUUUGAUGAUAUAACUUACUUUACAACUCCGGUCUUUGCAUGGAGCAUGAUCGAAAGCUCGUUAGCGGUAGUGGGCGCCAAUCUUCCCCUUCUCCGACCAUUGCUACGUCGGAUUGAGCACACCUGCUCUAGAGUUGGUUCAUCCCUUCCCUCGCUCCGGUCCAAAUGUCCUGCAAGUAGCACUGCGACAGACAGUUCCGAUGUAGAGUCGGAGGUGAAGAUUGAAGAGGCCAAAGUGGGUGAUGAGAUUUCCAUCCGAAGUUAUGCUAGCUUCGAGUUACCUCCUCGUCGAGAGGGCGCUUUACGUCCAGAGGAUCUUCUACAGAUCCCACCUCAGGCUUCGAUCAUGAAACAAAUCGCUAGUCCGGCCACUUUAUACUCUUCGUGGACUUCUGAUGAAUGGGAGAAUAUUUAGCCUCACCUUUAGACCCAACUCGCAAAUCAAUCCAGAACUGGAAAGAGAGUAUCCAGGAAGCGAACGUCUUGCAAGUUGAGUGGUUGCGCGUAGAGAAAUGUUCUUCAGUUUAUGAUAGUAAGUUCUCUGACCAAGCGUUACCACCUGGAUGCGGGCCCAUACGUGACAUUGGCGUAGAAGUGAGUCGACAGAAAGACAAUAACAUUAUCGAUGUGCGGUGAUUGUAGAGACUGCUGGUUGGACGCGCAAUGUCGGCGGAAAGUUGGAUGAUCUGCGUGAUGACACCUGCACACGAUCCGAUAAUCGCGAAGCUGGGAAAUUCUGGUCCAAGCGCGUUGUACUAGGUCGCGACUACGCGUCCAGCAAAGGAAACCGGGGCUUCUAUCAUUUGGAAGAUUGACAGUCUAGGCGUCGUCCCCCUAUACCUCUACUGAUGUUCAUUG